This is a messenger RNA of Phytomonas sp. EM1, 4458 nucleotides long. The record is from the annotation of a GenBank genome assembly. NCBI's taxonomy places the organism in Eukaryota, Euglenozoa, Kinetoplastea, Trypanosomatida, Trypanosomatidae.
AUGGGGAAAACGGUGGAGCAGAUUUAUCAAAAAAAGACUCAGCAUGAGCACAUCCUAACUCGUCCUGACAUGUACAUCGGUACAAUAGAAUCCUUGACUGAUGAAAUAUGGCUUUACGACGAGGCGGAUGCGAUCAUGAAGCAACGAUCGUGCACGUGGACCCCUGGUCUUUAUAAAAUCUUUGAUGAAAUUCUCGUCAACGCGGCAGACAAUAAAGUGCGUGAUCCUUCCGGGCAGACCUUAAUCAAGGUUUGGAUUGAUGAGCGCAGCGUGCGAGUUUACAACAAUGGAGAGGGCAUUCCAAUCCAAAAGCACCGCGAGCACGACUUAUGGAUUCCAGAGAUGAUCUUCGGUCACCUCUUGACAUCCUCAAACUACGACGAUAACGAGGCUAAAGUAACUGGUGGCCGCAACGGCUUCGGCGCUAAACUCACAAACGUGUUUUCGACACGUUUCGAAAUCGAAACAGUGCAUAGUCGCUCUCGCAAAAAGUUUUACAUGAAGUGGACUAACAACAUGCUGCAGCACGAUGAGCCGCUCAUCACCUCAUGCGAUAGUCCAGACUAUACCAUGGUGACCUUCUACCCUGACUUCAAACGUUUUCAGGUGGAAAAGUUUUCUGAGGAUAUGAUGUUGUUGAUGCGGCGGCGGGUCUAUGACAUCGCUGGUUGCACCGAUAAAACGCUCAAGUGUUUCCUGAACGGUGAGCGGAUCGCCGUGACGAAUUUCCCGGAGUAUGUGGCUCUAUAUCCUACGAUGGGGGAGGAGGUCCACAAGCACAGCUACGCGCGCGUGAAUGAUCGCUGGGAGCUCUCCGUGCGGGUUUCCAAUAUCGGAUUUCAGCAGGUAAGCUUUGUCAAUUCCAUCGCUACGACGCGUGGUGGGACUCACGUCAGGUAUAUUCUUGACCAAAUCAUCAAUAAAGUUAUUGAACAGGCUAAAAAGCGGAGUAAAACGGAGGUGAAGCCGCACAUGAUUCGCCCGCAUAUCUUUUUGUUUCUCAAUUGCCUUAUUGAAAACCCCGGAUUUGACUCACAGACGAAGGAGACGCUAAACACCGUUAGAACCAGGUUCGGCUCGACAUGUGAGAUUCCUUCCUCCAUGAUUGAUUACAUUCUGCGCUCUGGAAUUGUUGAGCGCUCGGUUGAGAUGGCGAACAGUAAGCUUACGAGGGAAAUGGCUUCCAAAAUGAAGAACGCGGAUCGACGACAGAUCUUAGGUAUUCCUAAGCUUGACGACGCCAACGAGGCUGGUGGAAAGUAUAGCUACCGCUGCACACUCAUUCUUACAGAGGGAGACUCUGCCAAGACGCUUUGCACCGCCGGUCUUGCCGUGAAGGAUCGCGACUAUUUUGGAGUCUUCCCGCUGCGUGGCAAGCCGCUCAACGUACGGGACGCCUCGCUAAAAAAGGUGAUGCAGUGUGAGGAGAUUCAGAGCAUUAUUAAAAUUAUGGGAUUGGACAUUCGACAAAAGAACAUCGACGUGAACACGCUGCGGUAUGGGCAUCUGAUGAUUAUGUCCGAUCAGGAUCAUGAUGGGUCGCAUAUCAAAGGGCUGAUCAUCAAUAUGAUUCAGUACUAUUGGCCAAAUCUACUUCGAGCUCCGGGGUUCAUGCAGCAGUUCAUCACUCCUAUUGUUAAGGCAAGACGCAAAUCCCGGGGGACCGGUGAAGGCAAAGCCAUUUCCUUUUUCUCAAUGCGCGACUACUUCGACUGGAAGCAAAGUAUUGGGGACUCUAUCUCGAACUACGAGAUUCGGUACUACAAAGGUCUUGGCACGUCUGGCGCGAAGGAGGGCCGUGAGUACUUUGAAAACAUCGAGCGCCACCGGCUUGACUUUGUGGAGGAAUCUCCGGCGGAUUCGGAUCGAAUUUGCAUGGCCUUCGCUAAGGACCGCGUGGAGGAGCGCAAGGAGUGGAUUACGCGCCACAAGGCUAAUGAGAACAACACCGAGACGAUAGACUACAGCGUGCCCAGGGUGACGUACGGGGAAUUUGUCGACCGCGAGUUGGUGCUCUUCUCCAUCGCCGACUGUGAGCGCUCGAUCCCGAGCAUACUGGACGGCUUCAAGCCCGGCCAACGGAAGAUUCUCUUUUCCUGCUUUAAACGCAACCUCACGCGUUCGAUUAAGGUGGUGCAGCUCGCCGGUUACGUCUCGGAGCACUCCGCCUACCACCAUGGGGAGCAGUCUCUCGUACAGAGCAUCGUCGCGAUGGCGCAGGACUUCAUCGGCAGCAACAACGUCCCUUUGCUCUUUCAGGAUGGUCAGUUCGGUACGCGUUUGCAGGGCGGAAAGGAUCAUGCCGCGGGACGAUAUAUCUUUACCAGGCUCACACGCCUCGCGCGCUACAUUUUUCACCCCGCGGACGACUAUGUGGUGCAGUACCGCGAUGACGACGGACUCUCCGUGGAGCCCUUUCACUAUUGCCCUGUCAUUCCUAUGGUACUUGUGAACGGUACCUCCGGUAUCGGCACUGGUUUCAGCACUAAUAUCCCGAGCUACAAUCCGAUUGAUAUAAUUGAUAAUUUAAAACGUCUAAUUAACGGGGAGAGCGUGUUGCCGAUGCAGCCAUGGUAUUUCGGCUUCACAGGCACUAUCCGAGAGAAAGAAAAGGGUAAGUUUACAUCUCACGGGAAGUACGAAAUUCGUCCUGACGGGAUCAUUUCUAUCACGGAACUCCCCAUAGGGGUUUGGACACAGGUGUACAAGAAGUUUCUCGAGGACCUACGUGAAAAGGAGAUCAUUGUGCAGUAUCGCGAGCACAAUACGGACGUCACGGUCGAUUUUGAUGUUUUUGUACACCCGGAGGUCCUUCAGUUGUGGCGCGAACAGGACGUCGUCGAGGAUCGUUUGCAGCUUCGCGAGUACAUUCACGCGACCAACAUUAUCGCUUUCAAUUUUGAAGGCCGACUCACCAAAUAUCCGGAUGCGGAGUCGCUUCUGAUGGAAUUUUACCCUAUUCGCAUCGAUUACUACAUUAAACGAAAGGACUACAUCCUCGGCGAGCUGCGACGUACGACAAGCAAGCUAGAGAAUAUGGUUCGCUUUGUGCGCGAAGUCGUCAAUGGGCAGCUCGUCGUGACGAAGCAGAAAAAGCGAGACCUCCUUGAGGAGCUACGCCGGCGCCAGUACACACCAUUCCCUCCGCAUCAAAAGAAGAAAGUCACGGCCACCACGAUCGAGCAGGACGACGACACGGCAAACACCCAACAAGAUAUGGAUAGCGAUCUGCAGUUUCUGGAGCACGGACGCGACGACGCUGCGGUGGGUGGCUUUUCCGUUACUUCGACAAGCGCGACAGAUUUGGUGGGGGAGGAUCCACCUGAGGUGGUCCGUGCAUCCCGUGACUAUGACUACCUGCUUGGAAUGAAGCUCUGGAGCCUCACGUUUGAGAUGAUCGAACGUCUAGAGGCGCAGCUACGGCGAGCCAAGCAAGAGACUGAGGCAAUGGAGAAGCGAACACCGAAGGAGUUGUGGCUGAAGGAUCUGGAGACACUGCGCCCCCAACUAAUCGCGUAUUUUUCCGAACGAGAGCGCGAAAUUGCUUCUAUUCAGCGCAAGAAAAUGGAGAAAAAGAAGCCAUUCGAUGCCAGGCGGCUGCGCGUGCCCAUUUUGUCCGAUAAGGCCCGCCAAGGUUUACAGAAAGAGGUUAGUAAGCUCUCCGCUGGUCGUCGUGCUGCACAAACAGAUGACGUGAUGAAUGGGGAUGAGGCCAGUAAGACCAGAGGUCGACCCCCCUCGUCAGAUAAAAAGCCCCCGCUCAAGAAGAGGAGGCGGAAGAAGAAGGGUAGCGAUGAUGACGAGAGCCUUUUUGACUCUUCGUCGAACCCGGACUCUGACGACCUGGACGACAGCCACGAUGGUGGCAAUAUUGUGGGCGUGGGCGAUAGCGAGGAGACAUUGGCCGCCAUGCGUGCAAAGGCAAGCAAAACCCAGCAACGGCGGAAGGCAGCGGACAAAAAGACCGGUGAGGCGUCAUCAACCCAACGAAAGCCCCGCAAGCCGGUGGGGGAGUUGACGGGAAAAGCCUCUGCGAAGGCCCCUACGACGGUCACGGUGGCCGAUGAUUUCAACCUCGACGGGUUCGGCUUGGAUGCGCUCUCGACUCCGGCCUCAACGCAUCCACCUCUCCCCCUCCCUUUGUUCACCCCCGCCCCCGUAAAUGACCAUUCCAAACUUGAAAUGGACGAUGAGGACGACGACUUGGCGGUGCUGGGGCUGGUGCCGCAGGGCCGAGGAAGAGGAAGAGGAAGAGGGAGAGGGGGGGCUUCGGCUGCCCCGGCGACGCGUCUGGUGAAGCCACGAGGACGGGCGGCGACGAAACGACGUCGUGCGGAUAGCGACGAAGACAGCCUCAGCGCGUCCUCCUCGGAGGGGAGCGCCUCGACGGGACCGGCCACCAGUGAGUCCUCCAGUCUAACCAGCAGUGAGGCGUCCGACGAGGACUUUAGUGACUAG